Brenthis ino (lesser marbled fritillary) is the source of this 5511-nucleotide messenger RNA. NCBI's taxonomy places the organism in Eukaryota, Metazoa, Arthropoda, Insecta, Lepidoptera, Nymphalidae. The record is from the annotation of a GenBank genome assembly.
AUGGAUAAUCCUUUAACACCAAAUAAAAUUCAAAGAUUGAUGCACUUAGCUGAAGACAAAUCUUUUAAUUUAGCAAGGCGAACACCAAUAAAUAACGAUGAUAUGAAAAGCAGCAUAGCUACUAGUCAUGUGGCUUUUAACAAAACAGGAACUAAUUAUGAGUCUUCUUCGGGAAUCUUAGACUUGGAAAGAGUUGAAGGUUUUGGUGAAUCUGGUAUCAGUAAUAUAUCACUUAGCAAAUCAACUGCCUUUAAUCCAGGUGAAAUGACAGGCAGGUCUACAGGGACUGAGGAUGCUGAUAUAAAAGCUCUAAUUGGAGCUCCCAGAGCUUUUGAAGAAUAUGGCAGACAUUCUGUAGCUCUGGACAGUAUUACUAGUAAUAUGGAUAAACAAACAUCUGAAAUAAAUGACAUUAUGAGACAUUCAAUUGCUACAAAUUAUUCUUUUCAUUCUAAGAGAGAUCUAACAGCUGAUGAAGCAUCCUUAGUGAUGAGAGAAGCUCCUCUCCCUAUACAACAUAACACACAAGCUAACUUUCAGGACAGUAUACGGACAGAAAGAAGUCGCGCAGAGAAGAGAAAUCGGGUGGUAGACGAGGGAGAAGUUUGGACAGAAGUCGGUAGAAGAGGUAAAGUAGUGGCACGCAGUGCGUCUGACGAUGAUAUGACUAGAGUACCAGAAGAACAAAUUGAGAUAAGUAUGACAUCGAAAAAGGAGAAGUUACCUAAGCAAUUAGGAUUGGCCCGUAUCCUCAAGCAGGAAAAUAUAUUAGAUAUUAUUCGAUAUGAAAGACAUCAAGAGGACACUCUUCAGGAAAACCUACCUAGGACAACUCAAUCAGAUAACAAUAUAACAUACGCAGAGGUGUUAAAAACUACAGCCGAAGUACACAGGGAGCAGGACACAACCCUUAAUUCUAAUGCAUCGGUAUUUAACACAAAAAAAAAGAAAGCAAGAAAAGACCAAGAAAAGGUUCAAACUGAUGAGGAGUACACUUUAGAAUUAGAUUCUGAUAUUGAUCUAGAGCUACAGGAGAGAGAAGAUAUCCAACAAAGAGAGAAAUUUAAUAAAUUUGAUGAGAAAAUUCAUAUUGCGGUCUUAAGUGAAACGUGGUUAAAUUCCAAUGUUAACUUUAGGAUAUCUGGCUAUAAUAUAGUUCGCGAGGAUAGGGACGACGGAUAUGGUGGUGUAGCAAUUAUAGUUCAUGCCUCCAUUAAAUAUCAAUUAUCUAAAAUAAACUGUACAAAUCCUGGAAUACAACUUAUACAUCUAAAAUUACUGAAUUGUUUUCAAAUAGAAAAUAUCAUUGCUAUCUACUGUCCGCCAUCCGUGCAGACUACAACAAGCGAUUGGGAUUAUAUUUUUGGCAUUUAUAACAAUAAAACUUUGAUUGCUGGAGACUUUAAUGCUCAUCAUUCGAAUUGGUCAUAUAAGACAGAUAACAGGGGUAGUCAACUUUUUGAUGUAUUGCUUGAUAAAAAUUAUAUAACUCUGAAUGACGGAUCACCUACUAGAAUUAAAUUGGUCAAUGGCAGUCUACAAAAAUCUUCUCCCGACAUUACAUUGGUAACAAGUGAUAUCGCUUUAAAGUUUACUUGGGCAAUGUCAAAUGAAUCGUUAGGGAGCGAUCAUCUCAUCAUUAAAUAUUCCUUGUAUAACAAUAAUCAGAGUCCUAACUUCGUUCGAAAGAGGAACUUUAAAAAAGCCAAUUGGAAUGGUUAUUCUAGUUUUCUUCAAAGCAUCUUCUCCGUUUUGAUAUUGGCAGCCAAUCCUCAGAAGGCGUAUAAUCAAUUCGUUGACGCUAUUAAUACUGCUGCUAAUAUAUAUAUACCCCCAGUUAACAUUUGUCAAGACCCAUUAAGACUUAAAAAAUUUGUUCCUAAAUCAUAUUGGAAUGUAGACAUCUCUCGCUCGAUAGCGGAACGGAGACUUGCAUUAGCAAUUUUUAGGAAAAACCCUACGCCCCAUAAUUUAAGCAAUCUUCAAGCUAAAAUUGCUUCUGCACGGAGAACUAUUCGUAAAGCUAAAAGAGAAGCUUGGAGAAAGUUCUGUAGUAGUAUUAAUGAAAUUGUGUCCCUUAGUGAAAUGUGCCGUCGAAUGCGAUGGUUAAAAGGAUACCGUUUACCUAGGGCUAACAUUGAUGAAACUAUUGCCAAUAAACUUUUACGUAAUUUAUCCCCAGAUUAUGUUUCGCCAGAUAAGCCUUCUUUUACUUCGAGUAAUCAAGCCCUGGAAAGCAUCAUAACUCUACAUGAACUCAACCGUGCUAUUAAAAACAAGGAUACAGCUCCUGGCGAUGAUUCCAUUUCCUUUUCUAUGAUAAAAUACCUUCCUGUUAAUGGGAAAGAGAUAUUGAUUCAGAUAUAUAAUAUGAUUCUGGCUUCUGGAUAUGUGCCAAGUCAAUGGAGAAAAACUUCAAUUAUCCCUAUACCGAAGACUGGUAGCCUAUCUCAAUUGUUGAUGAGUAGCUUCAAUAUGUCUGUCGGUGCUUAUUUUAAAAAUAGAUGUCCUGAAUUUGGAAGAAUCCUUGGUCACAGUGACAGUCCCGACAGAGCUAACAUUGCAGAUGUAUCUUCAAUUACGCAAGAAAUCACUCAGGGCAAUGCCAAUAAUAAUCACACUUACAAAAUUGACCAAACUUUAGACAGUGUACCUGUAAGACAGCCUAAGACUGAAAGAACAUAUGAAAAAGUUGUAACUAAUUUAUUCCCAACUGAUGUAAAUGAUGUAAUUUUGAUGCCAAAACCACAAACCAUGGAUGUUUCUAGAACAACAUUUAAUAAGAGUGCUGUCACUAAAGGUCCAGUAAAUAUCCCACAGAAGUUGAAUCAAUCCAACCAUAAGUUUACAUCUUCAAAGCCAACUGAUAUAUUGCUAAGAAAUCUGCAUUCUUCGUUACGACCAGCCACGGAUGAUACCGAAUGUUCUACAGAGAAUUCAUUGAGUAUUUCAAAGAUCGCUGACUAUUUAGGGAAACAAUCCAAUGUUAGUGUGACAGACAUUUUACAACUAAACAAUCACACAAAGCAAGUAAAUAGGAAGCAACCACUCACCGAACUGCACAUGAAUGUUCUUGACAAUAACAAACCAAACCAAGAGCUGUAUGUAACACAUCUAAAAGAUACAAAGGAAAUGGAAACAGCUAGUUCUUCUGGGACAGUUCACACUGUAAUUUCAUUAGAUAAAUUGAAAAUUUCUGAUGACAAAAAUGAUAUUCCAUCAGUGAUUGUCACUCGGCAUUCAGUAGACUCAGAAAAUGUUGAAAGUGAAGAUGUUAAAAUGUAUAGAGCUCCGAGAUCUAAUACCCCUUCAACAAAAAGUCAUUCCACUCUCAGUACUGUGCAAGAAGUUCCGAGUUUCAAAUCUAAUGAUAGUCCACUGCAUUCUAGUAAUGGCAAUAUUUCACCAUAUAUCCCCUCCCAUAAUCUAGAAUAUAGAGAAUUAGAUAAGUCAGUAGAUUGGCAAGAGGUUUUACAGCAAAAACAGUUGAGGCAGCCGAGCUUUGCUAAAGAGCAAUGGGCUGAUAUAGUGGUCAGCCCUGUCGAGGGAUUUGUGGGUGUAAGUACUGCAGUGUUCAUAUCAGUGACCACUCUAACCAACAGUUGGUUGACUGCGAAAUUUGAAUUCGAUAAUAUUGCAAUCAAAAACGACUUCACAAUAGAACUGCCUCGUUUACCACUUCUGCUAUCUCCCGGGAAAACCGAAAAGUUCCUAAUACACAUCACUUCUAACAUAGAAUUCAAUUCAUACUUACCAUUCACAAUGUACUUAAAGGACACUUCUAUAGACGAUGAAAUUAUACAGAAGGGACAUAUCGAGAUUAGUAUCAAAACGCCAACAAUACAAGCGUUGUCAUGCGAUGGCGUCAAUAUCGUCAAUUUUCCACCAAUUCAAGAAAAAUCUUCUAUGACGAAAUAUUUUGUUCUCAUAAGCGAUUGUCCGGUGGAUUUGCAAUUAGAACUUUCAAUAUCGGAGGGUGAUAGCAUGUUUGUGAUUAAAUCUGUACAAGAGAUUAAAAAGAAUGAUGUAAGUAAAGCUUUGAUGGAGAGACAGGGAUCGACAGAAGAUGGUCAAGUUAAGAAGACAAAGACGAUUAGUAAGCAAUUGUGUAGACUGAGUAGUGGCAACGCUAUAAAAGUUUCAAUUAUAUUUAAUGCGCCGAAGUUAUCUGAACUGGAGUUAAACGAAAGAAACGCCACAUUUAAGGGAACUUUGAACGUUAAUUUAAUCGGAAUUGACACGAUUUUAAAGAAUGUAAGUCUCAUCGGUACCGUCGGCAGCGUCAACCUCGUGCUGCAGGCUUCUAGCAACAAACUGCACCUUACAAAUGAAACAACAAAAAUUAAUUUAUGCAACACUGGUACUAUCGGCGGUAUAUGGGCUGUGAAGUUCAAGAGUAAUUCUAGCAAAGACGGUCAAUUUCCAUUUAGAGUGUCAGCCACUAAGCUGGAUAUACCCCCUGGAGGAGUUAAAGAGAUGAGUUUGGUUUAUACUGGACCAUCAGAUGUUUUAAGUGAAGGAACAUUAAUAUUAGAAGACACAGCAAACGGGAACAUAACAACUAUCGACAUAGUGGGUGGUUCAGACAAACCAAAGACUUUCCCCAUCAAAACCAACUUCAACAAUAUGUCAUGGGUCAGAGCCGGAAGGAAGGAGCUCAGUUUGAAGAACUCCACCAACAGAAAGGUCCAGAUUCGAUGCCAGAUUGUUGGGGAGGGCUUCAAAAUAGACGCUCCUGGGUACGAAAUGAGAGGCACAUUUAUAUUGUCUUUCGGUCCGUGUGAAUGCAGACCGUUACCGAUUAUAUUCUCGCCUAACUCCUGUAUGCCAUAUGCGGCUGCCUUGCAUCUGGUGUUCGAUAAAAGCAACGAAUUUUCUAGAAAGGUGAAGCUGCACGGCUGCGCGGGCGGCGGCGGCGCGCGCUGGGCGGGGCUGGUGACGUAUGGGCGCACGGCGCUGCUGCGCGCGCCGCCGCACGCGCCGCUCGACCUCGCGCUCUACAACAAGGCGCCCGCGCCCGUCUUCGUCUGCGCCGCCGUGCAGUUCAAUUUACAAUACAGGUUCCUAUCGGAGGAGGCAGAACUGGUGGGCGCGCGGCGCGUGGUGCCGCGGCGUGCGCAGCACGUGGUGUCGCUGCGCGUGCCGUGGCCGCGCCUGCAGCGCCGCGCGCGCGCCGGCGACGCCUGCGCGCUGGCCGCCGUGCACGUGCUCACCGCGCCCGAGCUCACGCGCAGGCGCAUACUCAGAAUACUCAGAGACGAAACUACCGGGGAGUUGGACCUGUCUUUAUUACCCGACCAUUUGAGGGUGUUGGCUGAACCCUUGGAAGGAGAAGAUCCUGCUAUUGAUACAUAUUUGGAAAACUUCAGUGAAACUAAGGCAUCGCUCAAUGAACUGAUCGAAAGUAUACACGAGCUGACUGCGCAGAUCGACGUGCCGCAGGACUUUGAGGAAGACAACACUAUACUUAUAAGCGAUGAUACAGUGGUCGAGCACCACACUCUAUGUGAU